Messenger RNA from Brassicogethes aeneus, 7998 nucleotides. NCBI's taxonomy places the organism in Eukaryota, Metazoa, Arthropoda, Insecta, Coleoptera, Nitidulidae. The record is from the annotation of a GenBank genome assembly.
GAAAUUUUGAAUUCAUACUAAAGGAAUAUCUAUUAAAAGGUCAAGAGUGAUAACUUAAGAAUAUAUAUGAAAGUGCACGGAUCUGGACUACUCAGUCAGUAUUGUGAAAAAAAUAUUAACAACAUAUUCUAUGAAGUUCUAUAAUAUGAAAACCACCACAAUCCUGCUUUGCUCGGCAUUGAGCUUAGCACUAGCCAAACCCAACGGACUCUAUCAUCAAGAAUACAAUUUCAAGAGCUCCUCGUCCUCUUACAAAAACAACGAGUUGCAACACAAGAAUGACGAUUCCGGAUUUUACUCCAAAGACGGCGACCUCGAAGGCAGAAUCAAACCAAAAGUGAACGCUCACAACGAACAUUCGGAAUACGUGAACCCCAACUCACAAACCCACAGCCACACCGGAGUAAACUUCGGAGAAAAUGGCGAAAUGAAUUCCUAUGGAAGAAUGAACGCACAGAACCAAGAUCUGUACGGACAAAACCUUAUGGUUGAAGGACUAAAUGGUCAGAGCGGUUACCAUGGAUCAAGUGGGUAUGGCGGUUAUGGCAGCAGCAGCAGCCACAGUAACUAUGGCUCACAAAGCAGUUAUGGUAGCAGCAUGUCUUCUAGUCUACAAAGCCUUACAGCAAGACUCCAAGCUCAAUUGGAAAAACAAUUGCAAGACGCUAUAUAUGAAAAUCAAAGAUCAUCCUCAUACUCCAUGCAUUCAUCGCAAUCUUUGCAAAACUUGGAGGAAGAACUACGCAGAAACCUAACAGAUAACUUGGAUCAAGAAAUAAGAAACCAAUACGGUAGCCAAAGCAUUAAGGGAGGAUAUACCUACUCUAUCGCGGGCGGAAAGGUUCAACCAACUGCUAAUUAUAGAAACCAAGAUUUGGAAGACUGGCGCAGACAGGCAGAAAGAAAUCUUAUAAGCAAGUUACAAAACUCAUACAGACAAUCUAGCAGCAGUAGUAGCAGCAGCAGCAACAAUAACUAUUACCAACCUAAUAACUAUCAACAAUCGACACCCAGGAUUUACUCUACCUUAUACCCAAACAUCCACACUACCACCUAUAGACCCUACAAUUACCAAACCACCACCACGUCUUACUACACGCAACACAACGAACAAUCCCAGCAGAUUCGCUACACACCAAUCUCUAAUCCCGCCCCACUCUCCACUAUUGCUCACAACGUACAAGGCGAACUUAACGAACAAAUCAACGAAAUUUUGGAAAACGUUCAAAGAAAAUACUUUACAUUGACCUCUUUCAGCUUAACGAACUUCGAUGUUGUUUUGAACAGACUUGAAAACGAAUUAAGAUCUAACGUAACUUAUUUGCUUGACGAACAGCUUAGAAGAAACUACGGCAACCAAAACUUAAGAGACGGAUACAUGUUCUCGGUGGGUCCAAAUGGACAACACAGCAGCCAACACAAUUACAGUCAAAGAGACUACGAAACCUUGAGGGAACAAGUCGAAAAAAACUUGUUGCAAAGAUUAAAAAGCGAAUUUGAAUCGAGAAAAUCCAGGUACCAACAAAACUACCAAUCCAGUAGCAACAGUUACGGAUCUUCUAGCUACGGUUCCUAUGGAAGCUACGGUCAAAACGAGUACACCUCCAUGAGACCAUCAGCCACAAACAUGGGAUCUUUGAUCACUGCCGGGCAAAGAGGCGUAAAAGGAGGCAACAACGACUACCGUUACGUUCAAGGCUCGAGACAAAGUGGUUACGAAACAUCAGGGGGAGUCAGCGAAACCGACUUGGCCCUACUGCAAAGACAAUUACAAGAAAAACUUUCAAGGAACCUUCAACAAGCCAUCAGCAAGAGCCAAUACUCUUCGGGAUAUUCUUCCGGUUCCAGAUCAAACAAUCAACAAGCUUUCCAAUUAUCCUUACAACAACUCUCCGAAGAAUUGAACAGAAACUUGACCAGGCAACUUGACGAAGCCAGAAGUGGAUACGGCAGCACCUAUUCGACCUACGGCUCGGGAGUAAGCGAAUCGCAGUUGGCAGGUUUACGAAGCCAACUUCAAAGUGAUCUUCUAAGGCAAUUGCAACAAGGUUUGACCCAAAGCUGGAGCUCAUCGAGCUCUUACAGCGCUUCUGCCAGCAGCUCCAACUACAGACCUGUAAGAGGGUUUGGCAGUAGCGGUCAGUAUGUGAACACCAUGGACGGAGAAGACUGUCAGCAUGACGAUCCUAACGCUUACCAUUCGCACAGACAAAGGAGGCACUCCGGUUACAGAAGAUCAUAUGGUCAAUAUCAACAACAAGUUGGUCAAGAAAUUGAAGAUAUUGGUCAGGUUAUUGAACACGACGAUUUCGCAAGUUUGCGAACAGACCAACGAGGAGGAAAUCAAUACCAAGUAGAAGAUGUGGGUCAAGUAGAGGAAGAUUUUGGAAAGUUGCAAGUUGACAGUCAAACUCAAGGCAAUACAUUUGUGGGACAGGUAGUUAAAGACGAUUUUAAUAGUGUAAAUACAACAAAUCAACGUAGAAGAAGUCAACCUUUAGGGCAUCAAGUUGGCAGUCAAUAUCAAAGUAAUAAAUAUGUAGGACAACAGCAGGAGGUUGAUGAUAUUGGAAAAUUUAAAAUUGGUAGUCAAUCACAGAGCAACAAAUUAGUACAAGGUAGUGAAUCUCAAACCAAUACAAAUGUGGGACAGCAGCAAGAGGACUUGGGACAGGUUGUUGAAGAGGACUCUUUUGAAAAAAUACAAGUUGGUAACCAACCAUCCAGUAGUUAUAGUAACAUUCACAUGGGGCAACAUGUAGGACAAAAUAACCGAUACAUGCUUCCGUCUACUACUCAAAAUACAGUUGAUUUAGGACAACAAAUUGAAGGUGAUGAUUUUGGAAAUUUUCAAAUUGGUAGUCAAUCACAGAACAAUAAAUUAGUACAAGGUAGUGAAUUUCCAACCAAUUCAAAUGUGAGACAACAGCAAGAGGAAUUGGGACAGGUUGUUGAAGAGGACUCUUUUGAAAAAAUACAAGUUGGUAGCCAACCAUCCAGUAGUUAUAGUAACAUUCACAUGGGGCAACAUGUAGGACAAAAUAACCGAUACAUGCUUCCGUCUACUACUCAAAAUACAGUUGAUUUAGGACAACAAAUUGAAGGUGAUGAUUUUGGAAAUUUUCAAAUUGGUAGUCAAUCACAGAACAAUAAAUUAGUACAAGGUAGUGAAUUUCCAACCAAUUCAAAUGUGAGACAACAGCAAGAGGACUUGGGACAGGUUGUUGAAGAGGACUCUUUUGAAAAAAUACAAGUUGGUAGCCAACCAUCCCGUAGUUAUAGUAACAUUCACAUGGGGCAACAUGUAGGACAAAAUAACCGAUACAUGCGUCCGUCUACUACUCAAAAUACAGUUGAUUUAGGACAACAAAUUGAAGAUGAUGAAUUUGGAAAUUUUCAAAUUGGUAGUCAAUCACAGAACAAUAAAUUAGUACAAGGUAGUGAAUUUCCAACCAAUUCAAAUGUGAGACAACAGCAAGAGGAUUCGGGACAGGUAGUUGAAGAGGACUCUUUUGAUAAAAUACAAGUUGGUGUCCAACAAUCCAGUAGUCAUGGCAACAUUCACUUGGGACAACAACAUGUAGGACAAAAUUACCGAUACAGGUAUAGGUCUACUACUCAAAAAACGGUUGAUUUAGGACAACAAAUCGAAGGUGAUGAUGAAUUUGGACGACUACAAGUUGAAAGUAAUCGACAAACAACCCAGAAAAGCACUGGUCUAGAACAAGUUAACUUGGGACAAGAGAUAGAAGGAAAACUGCAAGUAAGCAGUCAACCAAACAACAAACCUCAAAUUGGACAAACACCUGUUGUAGGACACAAAAUCGAGGAUAAUGACGAUUAUGGUCAAAUACAAGUUGAAAGUCAGCAAACCGCUAAUCAUCAAAUUACUAGCUUAUUAUCACCAAGCAGCACUAACCACCAAAACAAAUUCUAUAACAACGUGCAAUACUCUAAUAUCAAUCAACAAACAGAAGAUGACGCAUUAAGAGGUUUCUCGCAAACUAAACCAACACCAAAACCACAAAACAAUCAAUUAUUAGGGUUAAGCAAUAGCCAAUCUAUAAGAAUAUCCACAUCCAGAUCGAUACCUCAAGUCAAUGAUUUAAUUCAACAAGUUGAGGAAAGCGACUUUGAAGAAACUUCCAACAACAUCCGAUUAGAAUCAAGUACCCAAUCAACAACUGGCAGCGCUUCUUCAACAUUAGCUUCGCUAAAAACUAGUUCUGAAUCUUCUGGGCAGUCCAUGGUUGAAGCUGAAGCGGAAGCCGAAAGAUUAAUAGCAGCAAUAAGAGCUUCGCAAAGAAAAAAUAAUCAAUUUAAUAGACAAUACUCAGAUUCAGGAGUUUACAACUCCUAUAGAAGAAAUUACAACUAUGACAGUGCAAGUUCUGUAACAGAUAACAUUAAUAGAGGUGAUAUACAACCAGUUUUAUUUUCAACAAGUAAUACAAAACAACCUGAAAACGAGAGAAUAUACGAAAGUAGUACAAAAUUAAAUUUAAGACCCCAAAACUCGUAUGGGAGCUUUGGAUCAAUGAAUUCCCAAAGCUACGGAUCUAGUAACUCCUAUUUAAGUCACAGUCGCACUAAUGAUGAAUAUACUAAUAUGGAAUCACACUCCACACCUUCGCCAAUGGAACAAAACUACAGUUACAAACCAUAUAGACCAACUUCGUACAAUUCACAAACCAGCAACUCUCACAACAAGCAAUUAAAUUACGGUUUUCAGCAUCAGAUUAACGAUGAAAUUGUGACAUAUACUGGCCGUGAUAUCGAACCGUUGGAACCUAGGCAUGCAAAAAUUGUCGAACCAGUAGCACCCACACAAGGUGUUUACGUAUACAAAUCUCAAGUAGGCGUUAAGGGUGGUCGUAGAGCCGAGUUACUUUCACCAUCUGUAACUCCCAUAGAGGCAGUUGAAAUUGUAUCUACGACGCCAGGGGUACCCACCACAACUGAAGAAUUGCCCUGGUGGAAGCGCUUUGGUAACAAAGUAAAGGAUGGAGCGAAAAAUUUAAAAGAUAAAAUUGUGGGUUAAACAAUGAGUAGUAUUUAGUGAGUGUUAAAAUAUGAAAAUUAUCAUGUUUGAAAAAAAAUAUCUGAGGCUUAUGAGGGUAAUAAGAAAAUUGUUAUAAGCGUGCAUUUCUUUUUGUAGGUAGAACGUUUAAGUAGAUAUGUAAAAAACGUUUUUUUAGAUAUAAAAAACAUUAAAACUGCCUAGGGUGGCAUUAAUAGGGGCUGCAUAUUAGGAGUAAAUAUAUAUACAGGGUGUCCCAUAAUUAUCGUGAAAUACUAACAGCCGAUUCUACGCACAAAAAUACUAAAUAAACAUAACAGCUCGAGAAAUGUUUCCCAAGGAAGGUACAGCCCCAAAAAGAAGAAAAGAAUGGUUUUAAUUUAAUAUCUCCAAAACCGUUUAAAAUAGAAUAGUGAAACUUUUUGAAUUAAUCAAACUUUUUAUGGCCAAUAAGAUGUAAUGAUAAAAGUUUUAAAAUUUCCGUGAGGGGUGGGUCAAAUAGAUAGGGAUUAGGGGUAAAAACAACCCUAACUUUUUUGUACGUGUCUUGUGCCAGGAUUUGAUGUCAUAUUAUAAUAAUUUUGAGGUUUUACACACAAAAAAGCUCCUCUUGGGUUGGACAUGUAGAGACAUUGCAUAACAAGUCAUAAUGAAAUCACAACUAGAGAAAAAUACUUAGCUUAGGCCAUGGAACACGGCUGCCAUGUUUAGGAAAAAUUAUUCAAGACAGGUGGCAUUUCAUGCAAUGUGACAAGGUGUUUGAAAAUUGUUGUUUAAAUCUAAUUAAAAAGAUUUAUUAAGUACUGUUUUGAAAAAAUGUAACAUUUCACAAACCGAGAGCUGGCUGACACGAGGGUUAAACCACUCUAAAAUCAGCGAGACCAACGUUCAGCGUUAUAUGGACGUUGUGCUCUGAUUUUUCUUAUUCGACCCUUAUACAAUCCUUAUCAAUAAGAAAAAAUCCUUAUCAAUAUCAUUUCUCUUAGCUACUAGUUGUAGUUAGUAGAAUACCGCGGUAUCUGUGUUAAUCUGGAUACCAUUUUUAUGCUUGUUUGGGGGUCAUCUCCAAAAUAGUUCAAGGCAUUUUCAAUUGCAUGAUUCCUAUGGGGUCGCAUCUGCCCUCGAGCAUGUUUAAAGUUGUCAUUUUCGUCAAAUGUUUAUAUAUUGGAGGAAUUUUUCGUCCGUAAUCAUGCUCAGUAGUCAGAGCACGACCAUACACGAAGUGCAUGUUUGCCAGCUUUCGGUUUGUGAAAUGUUCCAUUUUUCCAAAACAUUACCUACUACUAAUAUUUUUCUUAAUUAGUUUUAAACACAAUUUUCAAACACUCUGUUACUUAUUAAAUGAAACUGUCACCUGUUUUAAAUAAUUUUUCCUAAAGAUGGCAGCCGUUUUCCAUGGCCUACGCUGAAUCUUCUUCUCUAGUUUCAUUAAGAAUUUUUAUGCAAUGUAAGGUAAUUUUCAAAUUAAUUUUUAGCGCAAACGGUGCAUGAUAUUAAAGUUCAACAAAAGGAACCUUUUUUGUUUUUAAUACUCCAAAUUUUAUAAUCUGACAUCUAAUCCUGGCACAAGACACGUACAAAAAGUUAGGGUGGUUUUAACCUCCACUCCCUAUCUAUCUGACCCACCCCUCAUGGACAUUUUAAAAUUGUUAUUAUUACAUCUUAUUGGCCAUAAAAAGUUUGAUCAAUUCCCUUUCACUUUUCUAUCUUGAAUGGUUUUGAAGAUAUUAAAUAAAAACCAUCUUCAGGGGCUUCUCUUUUGGGGGCUAUAGCUCCCUUAAAAAGCAUUUCUCGACCUAUGUUUAUAGAAACUUUUUUUUAAUUUUUAAACACAGAAUCUGCUGUUAAAGUAUUGGACGCUAAUUAUGGGACACCCAGUAUUCAUAUAUGAGGGGGUAAGAAGCAGUUUUUGUUAUAUACAAAAAUCUGGAUACUUGUUUUAAUAUUAUUGUUUGGAUUAAUAAACAUGCAGAACUCGUACAAAUUUCACGUUAUGAGAAAAUUAUUAUGAGAACUUAUUUUCAUGCAUUUGCUUUUUACCCCUUCAUAUAUAUUAUAAUUAUAAGUUUAUGUAAACAAUGUUUUUUUCUGCAAUUUAUUUUCUUAAGUAUGAUUUUAUUUGUAAUAUGAGUAGAGGAUAUCAGACAAAGCUAAACCCAUGUGAGUUAAUGUUAUGUGAGGCAUUCGAGGAUGUCGACGAAUAUGUCUCGAUGUUAUCAAAAAGCUUAACAUGCUGUGCUGUCAAAACUGAAAUGCCAUUUUUUAAUUUCCAAAGAAUCUUAAAACCUAAUUGAGGCGUAGAAGUACCAAAGGGGGUAUGUGCCAUUUUUCGUUAAAAACAUAGUAAGGGUACAUACUAUGUUUUUUUACAAAAAAUCUCAACAGAAAAAAUGGCACAUUGAAGGGUACCAAAGGGGUAUGUACCAUUUUUCGUUAGAAACAUAGUAAGGGUACAUACUAUGUUUUCAUCGAAAAAUCUCAACAAAAAAAUGGCACAUACCCCUUUGCCAAAGGGCCUUUGGUACUUCCACACCUCAAUUAUAUCUCAAAUGGCUUAAAAGGAUUCCUGAAAAAGCUAAAUCAUUGCAAAUUAACUUCAUUAUAGGCAUUUUAGAAUGUCAACGUCGACAUGGUUUGUAGGGUAUGUAAAUAUUUUAGUUUUAAAAGGAAAAUACACAAUAAUUAGUGUAGAUUUAAGUUUUUAAAGCACGUUAAUUUUUAAAAAUCGAAGUGACUAGGUGGCCGUUAGAGUGCCUGCAAUUUAUUUUUUACAGGCGCGCUAGUAACGUAAUGUGCAGGUUAAUUUAAAGUUGGCGGCACGUCAAUAAAAUGUUAAUAAAUUGUACCUGUAAACAGGGUCUCAGAUUUUAUUCAGGAAAAUUUAGUAAUCAAUAAAACUUGCAAAAAUAAGAAGAAAAAUGUAGGUAUAUGAACUUGUAAUCCUUAAAGCUUUGUUUUAAUGAAUGGUAUGGUAUUAA